AAGAAAAAUGCCAAAACCAAUGUGAAUCUCAGAGUCAAUGGCAGAGAAAGAAAGAUGCCACCACUGUUCUAUACCUUCACACAUUUUCUUCUGACAGAAAAAAAAGACCAAACCUUCUCUCUCUUCCCUGCACCUACUGAACUUGCUUUGUCUUCUUCAUUCACUCAUCUACUUCAAUCAUCACCAACUAAAAAUGCAACCUUUUUGUUUCAUCUUCUCAUUUUCUUUGACCCAUUUCAACCAUAACACUUCAUUUCAUCUCAAUUCUCAAAACAAUGCACCACAUUGCUACUUACCAUUGCAGGGGUACCUUAGUUUUGCUUCAUUAUAGAUCUGACCCAUCUAAGAUAAUCUAAAAAAGAAACCAUUUUGAUUUCUGUGUUUUGUUUUUUAGAGUGUUUCAAUAAUUUUCCUUCUUGUGGGUCAUGGGAUCCAAUACUAGCAAAGCCACUUCUACUACUACUACUUCUUCUUCUUCUUCAAGGAAUUUCAAGAAGAGUUGUUCUAAGGGAUUUAGAGGGUUUCAAUCAUAUUGUCUUGGAACUUGUUCUGGAUCUCAAGAUAGUGAUAAUGAAGACAAGGUUUGUGAUCAGAAUAAAGUAAAUGGCAGUGAUGUUACAUAUGCUGAUGACAAUCUAUCUGAGUCUUUUGGAAAGGUUAAAGCUGGUGAUAGUGACACUACUUGUAUGCCUAACAUCAACCUUGAUGAGUGUAGUGAAACAAGAAUCCCCGACAACACUUUGUCCAGAAGUCGUACCAGUUCUGUUCAUGCUUCUUCAACUCAUUCGUUGAAUUCUACUAGUCGAUUCCUUUCUCGGUUUGGCAUCAGUCCCGGUAAUAAAACCUUCAGACUUAGCAGAUUUGUUGGUUCGAGGUCAUCAAGGCCUUGUCCUGUUUCUUCUACAAGUCUCUCAGAAUUUGACAAUGGUGCUGAGCAUAAUCUACGUCCAGGACCUUGUAGCAGUUUGUUUAACAGAAAUGAAACACCUCGGUGUAAUGAAGAUAUUCCUAAUAAUUUAAGGUCAAAUGUGUCAGGAUCGGGUUUGCCUUGCAACAUUCAGAGCAAUCUCAGUGGUAGCAUUGGUGCAAGAGAUGAGUUGGAUGUAAACUUAUUUUCUUCGAGAAUUCGAGCGGAGACAGAACAAAUUGAGACUAGACAUGUAGAUCGACGAAACGGUGCUCGGGAACCAGUUGAGCAAAAUGUUCGAUUUAGUCGAACUUUAAGUGUUGGGAGGCUUCGUGACAGAGUUCUUCGUCGAUCAACAUUAUCUGACCUUACCUUAUUCCCUUUACAACAAGAGAGAGAACUGAGAGAUGAUAGUCAGAAUACUCAAAGGCAAGCAGUGGAGGCAGAUUCAAGAGUGUCACCAUUGGAUCAUAGCGAUGUUAGUUCUUCUACAUCUAGAUAUCCUCCAUCUAGUAUGUCUAACUCCAUGUUUAGCAAUCAAAACAAUGACGUUGAGACCUCGCGAUUGCGAGAAGGUAGGUAUCAGGAUCUACUAGAGCAUAGGUCCAAUUUCCUUGAACGGAGAAGACAAAUACGGUCACAGGUCCGUUCUCUUCGGCGGUUGGGUAGCCGCUAUGAAAAUCAAUCGGCACAUGAGAGAUCAUGUAUCUUGUCUGGUCAACAUAGAAGUGCUCGUUGUAUGUGCCGAUUAAGAAAUCGUGACACUAGUUCAAAUGAUGAUACCGGUGCUAGAGCUAGCAUAUCAAGAAUUGUUGUACUUGCGGAAGCCUUAUUUGAGGUUCUGGAUGAAAUUCACCAGCAAUCUGUGGUUUUAUCUUCCCAUCCAUCUGUAUCUUCUAUUGGAUCCGUUCCCGCACCUAUCAAUGUUGUGGAAUCAUUGCCUGUCAAGUUAUAUGAGAAGUUGCAUAAAGAAGAUACUACACAAUGCUAUAUAUGCCUUGUGGAGUAUGAGGAUGGAGACAGCGUGCGAGUUCUGCCUUGUCAUCAUGAAUUUCAUAGAACAUGUAUAGACAAGUGGUUGAAGGAGAUUCACAGGGUAUGCCCGCUAUGUCGGGGGAACAUCUGCAUUUCUGGCUCACCGCUGACUCGGAACUCUAGCGGCUAGUUUGUUGAUCUGCAUCUGGUUUGAAACACUUAAUCUUUUAUGUGGAGAAUAUCAGAAGUUGAUCUUAACUAGUGAAGAAUUAGAGUAGUUAAUUCAUUUUACAAGUCACAAUUUGAUUACUUUGUAAUAACUAGACAUUAGCUAUUUUCUCUAUAAAUAGCAGUUGUAACACUCAUUUUAUCCUAAUGAAAUAAUGAGCUUUUCAUUCCUUUGUUAGUUCAUAA
Trifolium pratense (red clover) is the source of this 2296-nucleotide messenger RNA. RefSeq lists its product as uncharacterized. The transcript has 5 exons. Lineage: Eukaryota; Viridiplantae; Streptophyta; Magnoliopsida; Fabales; Fabaceae. The record is from RefSeq and is a predicted model, not a curated record. Bases 426 to 2072 code for a protein of 548 amino acids.